Messenger RNA from Anoplopoma fimbria (sablefish), 1970 nucleotides. RefSeq names its product kidney mitochondrial carrier protein 1-like. NCBI's taxonomy places the organism in Eukaryota, Metazoa, Chordata, Actinopteri, Perciformes, Anoplopomatidae. Gene Ontology annotation, biological process: mitochondrial transport. The coding region runs from base 157 to 1017 and encodes 286 amino acids. The transcript has 9 exons. Gene Ontology annotation, cellular component: mitochondrial membrane. The record is from RefSeq and is a predicted model, not a curated record.
GCAGGAGGGGCCACGCGAGGCUGGACUUCUCAAACGCCGGUCGGGAUUGAAACGCAGUUGCACGCUGGGUAUUAGUUUCAGAGUUUGACAUUACCCCCCCAGCUCACCGGUUCGCCGGCUGGUUUCCGCAGUGAUACGGUACACGCUGUUGAGAAAAUGUCUAACGUCAACUGGAAGCCCUUUGUUUUCGGCGGGCUCGCUUCCGUGACGGCAGAAUGCGGGACCUUCCCCAUCGACCUAGCCAAGACGCGUCUUCAAGUUCAAGGCCAAGUAGGCGACAGCAGAUAUCGAGAGAUCCGGUACAGAGGCAUGCUGCACGCUAUAGCGAGGAUAGGAAGAGAGGAGGGGCUCCGCGCGCUGUAUUCAGGAAUAGCUCCUGCUAUGCUGCGACAGGCCUCCUAUGGGACCAUUAAAAUUGGCACAUACCAGAGCUUGAAGCGGCUGCUGGUCGACAGACCAGAGGAUGAGACAUUGCUGACUAAUGUGAUGUGUGGUGUUCUCUCUGGUGUCAUCUCGUCCUCCAUCGCCAACCCCACUGAUGUUCUGAAGAUCCGCAUGCAAGCUCAGGGAAAUGUGAUCCAGGGCAGUAUGAUGGGCAACUUCAUCAACAUUUACCAGCAGGAGGGAACAAGAGGACUGUGGAAGGGCGUCUCUCUAACGGCUCAGCGGGCGGCCAUCGUGGUCGGGGUCGAGCUACCGGUCUAUGACAUCACUAAGAAGCAUCUGAUCCUGUCGGGUCACAUGGGGGACAACGUGUACACACACUUUGUGUCCAGCUUUGCGUGUGGUCUGGCGGGAGCUUUGGCCUCUAACCCAGUGGACGUAGUCCGGACACGCAUGAUGAACCAGAGAGGAGUAGCUCUGUGCCAGGGAACAGUGGCAUGCAUACUGCAGACGUGGCGCUCCGAGGGCUUCAUGGCCCUCUACAAGGGUUUCUUUCCCAACUGGCUCCGCCUGGGACCGUGGAACAUCAUUUUCUUCCUCACUUACGAACAGCUGAAGAAGAUCAACGUGUGACUGACGGAACGAGACGGUGAAAAAGAAAGAAGAGUAUGUGGUCACUCUCCGGUACGAGCCGAGAGGACCAAAAUCUGGAAUGGCUGGAGGCUGAUGGAACCACCGAACAUGGGUUGAAUGGGGUUGAUGCAGACCCAUGUAUGAGGGGCGGCGUGGUCUCCAAAUUGAGUGCCUUAGUUUGUGAAACAGGCCGUCUGCGCCUCAGUUUGAAUAAGGACCGAGAAUGUCGGAUAGCAGCUGACAAUCAUUCCCUUUUUGAGAGAAAAUUGCUUGUGUGCGCGAGUCAACAAACUUGGACUAAAAUUCAGUUUUUAGUUUUUAUUUUUCUAUAUUUAGUUGGAUGUGUCGCAAUUAUUUAUUAUUCUAAGAGUCUCCCUGGAGUACUUGGAGAGUUCAGAGCCAAAAAUACAUCAUGGUGUACUGUAAUGAAUAACAGUCACACAAACCGCCUGAAGACCAGUGUGUGGGUGCUCAGUGGAUACACACACACACACUCACACACACAUCCCAUGCCCAUAUGUGGCGAGACUAGUGGUCCGUCACGUCAGCGAGUGCAGACAGUAAAUAUAACUGGGGCAGCUGGGGGUUUACUCCCAGGGUUCUUGGUGUUAUUAUAUGUAUUACAGUUAAAUAGCCAUGAUGUAAGACUUCAUAUGAUACCCCAUGCCGCUUUAGGUGAAGACCACUGAGACACAUUAAUGUAUCCAAAGGGCAUCAUUUGACAAUGUUUGUUGCUUUAAAUCACUUAAACCACUGCACAUGAUCCCCAUUUAACUCCAGGUAUAUUUUCAUAUAGUGCAUUUGCACGCUGUGUGCGUAUCUGUGAGCUUUUGUCGUAAAGGAUGAACACGUUGCUGGCUGUUCUGUGUGAGCUGCCUUUGCUGCUGAUGUGUAAGUUUACUUUUGGUGUCUAGGCUGCUGUUGCCCUGUAUUUUGAAAUAAAAGAGAAAAAC